Messenger RNA from Rubroshorea leprosula, 1996 nucleotides. Lineage: Eukaryota; Viridiplantae; Streptophyta; Magnoliopsida; Malvales; Dipterocarpaceae. The record is from the annotation of a GenBank genome assembly.
AUGCCAUCAGCUCAUAACGUAACAUAUUGCCCUUUGACGACCCUGGUGCUCUUACCUUUUUGCCUCUUUAUUACUCUCCUUCCCCUAAGUUUUCUCCUCACUCUUUAAUCCCCAUUUCUUAACUCCCCAUUUUCUUCUUGAGCAAGCACAAACCAUGGCUGCAGAGUUACACAGAGGCUCCAUAUACGUGGACCAAGAUCCUGAAGCUUUCAGUAAUGGUGGUGUCCGAAAGAACCUUGACGAUGAUGGUCGUCCCAAAAGAACUGGGACUUGGGUAACGGCAAGUGCUCACAUCAUCACCGCCGUGAUUGGGUCCGGCGUGCUGUCUUUGGCAUGGGCCAUGGCUCAGCUAGGUUGGAUUGCUGGCUUCGCCGUUCUUAUGGCUUUUUCCUUCAUCACCUACUUCACCUCCACCCUUCUGGCUGACAGCUACAGGGCUCCCGAUCCGGUCACCGGAAGAAGAAACUAUACCUAUAUGGACACUGUCAGGGCUCAUUUAGGAGGAAGGAGAGUGCAACUGUGUGGAUUGGCUCAAUACUCGAACCUAGUGGGCAUAACCAUAGGUUACACCAUAACAGCAUCAAUUAGUAUGGUAGCGGUUAAACGUUCAAACUGCUUCCACCGUCACGGUCAUAAUGUCAAGUGUCACACCUCCAACAACCCUUUCAUGAUCAUCUUUGCUUGUAUUCAAAUCCUUCUUAGCCAAAUCCCCAACUUCCACAAGCUCUCAUGGCUGUCUAUCCUCGCCGCCAUCAUGUCCUUCUCUUAUUCUUCUAUUGGACUCGGCCUCUCCAUAGCCAAAGUUGCAGGUGGGGGAAAUCAAGUGAGGACAGCGUUAACUGGAGUAACAGUGGGAGUGGACGUGUCACCGACAGAAAAGGUGUGGAGAACGUUCCAAGCUAUUGGGGAUAUUGCCUUUGCUUAUGCUUACUCCACCGUUCUGGUUGAGAUUCAGGAUACCCUGAAGUCAAGCCCGCCGGAGAACAAGAUGAUGAAGAGGGCGUCAGGUAUUGGGGUCUCAACCACCACCAUCUUCUAUGUCCUCUGUGGUUGCGUGGGUUAUGCUGCAUUUGGAAACGAUGCACCGGGGAAUUUCCUGACUGGGUUUGGAUUCUACGAGCCUUUUUGGCUAAUUGACUUGGCCAAUGUCUGCAUUGCCAUCCAUCUUAUUGGUGCAUACCAGGUUUUCGGCCAGCCUCUCUUUCAGUUUGUUGAGAGCAAAUGCUCUGAAAAAUGGCCUGAAAAUAAGUUCAUAACAAGGGAGCAUGCAAUUGAAGUUCCAUUCAUAGGUGUAUACUAUAUGAACUUCUUCAGGUUGGUAUGGAGGACAGCAUAUGUGAUUAUGACGGCAGUGGUGGCGAUGAUCUUUCCAUUCUUCAAUGACUUCCUGGGUCUCAUUGGAGCAGCCUCGUUCUGGCCAUUAACAGUCUACUUUCCAAUAGAGAUGCACAUUGCACAGACAAAAAUGCGAAAGUAUUCUUUUACCUGGACAUGGCUGAAGGUGCUCAGCUGGGCCUGUUUGAUAGUUUCACUUGUCGCUGCAGCAGGAUCUGUUGAAGGACUGGUGCAGAGUCUCAAGGCAUACAAGCCCUUCCAGAGCCAGGGCUGAUCUAUCCUCACAAAUAUGUAAUAGUUUCAAUAAUGUAAUCUCUUUCCUUCUCUAUCUUACAAAACUGCUUGUAAUGUAUUGCAUGACUACUAGACAUGGAAAUAGAAUAUCAAGCAAAUGUAAUCCUUUUACUCAACAACAAUGCCAUCAAAAAUCUGAUAUGGGUCAAACAAAGCACAUAAACAAAUUAACCUGCAAAGAAUAAAGAUCACAUACAAGGGUCAUUGAUCAUGUGGGCCUCAUUGACCAGAUGCUCAGCUUGAGUUGAGCAAUUACACUUCAUCAUGCAACAGCAAGACAGUAGUCAACAGAAACUUCGCAAGAUGCAAUAUGUUAGAGCAGUGCUUAUGGUAACAGCAGCAUCUGAAAUACAACUAUCAGAAUGAA